CGAAUGCCAAACGGCAGCGUUUAUACCAACCUUUCACAUUUGAUUUUGGCCACUGCUCUUAUUCGAAGUAAAAGUAAACCCCCUCCAAUUCUUCCGCCCCAACGUCUCCGCCAUCCUUCCCGCCAAACCCUAGCCCUAAAAUGGUCCUAAAAUUCCACGAACAGAUAGUCUCCGACAUCCUCGAAGACCCAAACGGCGGAGUCGUAAUCCUUUCCUCCGGCCUUUGCCUCCCAAAACUCCUCUCUUCUUUCCUCUCUCUUCGCUCCCAAUCCAACGGCUCCCUCCUCCUCCUCCACUCCCCUCAACUCUCCUCCUCCCUCAAAUCUCUCCUCCUUUCCCUCUCCCCCAACCUCCCUCUCUCCGAAAUCACGGCUGAUCUCCCUUCCUCUAACCGCCUCUCCCUCUAUUCCUCCAAUCGAAUCCUCCUCCUCUCCCCUCGUAUCCUCAUCGUCGACCUCUUAACCGAAAAGGCCCAAACUUCCUUAAUUUCCGGUGUCGUUUUCCUCAAUGCCCAUUCACUCUCUGAAAGCUCAACUGAAUCUUUCAUUGUGAGAAUUAUCAAAACUUUCAAUAAAAAUGCUUCUGUUUACGCGUUUUCAGACAAGCCUCACUCUAUGGUUUCUGGGUUUGCGAAAACGGAGAGGAUAAUGAAGGGUUUGUUCAUUAAAAGGCUUCAUCUUUGGCCAAGGUUUCAAGUGAAUGUAUCGGAGGAAUUGGAGAGGGAUCCGCCGGCAGUGGUGGAUAUAAGGGUGCCAAUGAGUAAAUACAUGUUGGGGAUUCAAAAAGCUAUUGUGGAAGUCAUGGAUGCUUGUUUGAAGGAAAUGAGGAAGACUAAUAAGGUUGAUGUUGAGGAUCUGACGGUGGAGAAUGGGUUGUUUAAGUCAUUUGAUGAGAUUGUGAGGAGACAAUUGGAUCCCAUUUGGCAUACUUUGGGGAAGAAGACGAAGCAGCUCGUUUCGGAUUUGAAAACUUUGAGGAAGUUGUUGGAUUAUCUUGUUAGGUAUGAUGCAGUGAGUUAUUUGAAGUAUUUGGAUACGCUUAGAGUAUCAGAGAGUUUUCGGUCUGUUUGGAUAUUUGCAGAGUCCAGUUAUAAGAUAUUUGACUAUGCAAAGAAGCGAGUUUAUCGUUUUGCACGGUCAGAUGGUACCAAAAUUAAGAAGCCUAAUAAGAACGUGUCUGGCAAAAAGAGAAAACUGAAGGAGUAUGGCAAUAAUAAUGAUGGAGGAAUUGCUGAUACUUCAAUAAGUACAAAUAAUGGAGUAGUGCUUGAAGAAGUUUUGGAAGAAUCUCCAAAGUGGAAGGUGUUACGUGAGGUCCUUGAAGAGAUAGAAGAGGAAAGACAAAAGCAAGCUUCUUCAGGAGAACCUUUGUUGGAUGUUGAAGAGGACAAUAAUGGUAUAAUUUUGGUGGCAUGCAAAGAUGAGCGCUCAUGCAUGCAACUUGAAGAUUGCAUCACUAACAGCCCGCAGAAGGUCAUGAGGGAUGAAUGGCAGAAGUACCUCUUAAGCAAAGUAGAACUGCGGAGCAUGCAAACACCUCAGAAGAAAAAACCUAAAAAAACUCCUAAAGGUUAUGGGAUUCUUGAUGGUAUUGUUCCUGUAACGCCUGCCCAGAAUGUAGAAGCUAGUAGUGCAUGUAAGCUGGAACAUGAAGCGUUAUUAGCAGCAGCAUCAGAGAUAAAAAGAAAUCAGGCUGAAAAGGAAAAGGAUUCUGCAGAUGAUCCUGCACCUCAAGUUGGCAGCAGAGGACAUGGGAAAGGAAAGGGAAGAGGAAGGAUUAAAAAAGGCCCCGCAAAUACACGGCGUUCUAGGAAUAAAGAUGGCUCCAAUAAUACUGAGGUAGCAACAGAUGAUAGACCUGAAAUUUCUGGUUCAGAAAAUGAAGGCCAAAGAAAUGAAAUUAACCCUACUUUUGGCAAUGGGGUUCCUAGGAUGCAUAUUGACAGGAUUGAUGAUACAAAAACACACAACUCUAAGCAAUUGCCACCAGUUCACUUUCAUGCUCUGGAGAGAGAUCAGCCAAUACUAGAUGUUUUGAGGCCCUCUGUAAUUAUUGUUUACCAUCCAGAUAUGACUUUUGUUAGGGAGAUUGAAGUCUACAAAGCAGAAAAUCCUGAAAAAAAGUUGAAGGUCUAUUUUCUUUUUUAUGAAGCUUCUACUGAAGUCCAAAAGUUUGAAGCAAGUAUUCGUAGAGAAAAUGGAGCAUUUGAAUCUCUGAUCAGGCAGAAAUCAAUGAUGAUGAUCCCAGUUGAUCAGAAUGGAUUCCGCCUUGGUUUAAAUUCUUCCUCAGAGCUACAAGGUUCAAGUUCCCAGAACUCAAUCACCAGAAAGGCAGGUGGAAGAAAGGAAACUGAGAAAGAAAUGCAGAUAAUAGUGGACAUGAGGGAGUUCAUGAGUAGUCUUCCAAAUGUUCUUCACCAGAAGGGCAUGCGCAUAAUCCCAGUAACCUUAGAAGUUGGUGAUUAUGUUCUCUCACCACUUAUUUGUGUUGAAAGGAAAAGCAUUCAAGAUCUUUUUAUGAGUUUCACAUCAGGCCGUCUUUACCACCAAGUGGAGACUAUGGCUCGUUAUUAUCGAAUACCUGUUCUUCUAAUUGAGUUUUCACAAGACAAAAGCUUUUCAUUUCAGUCUGCUAGUGAUCUUGGUGAUGAUGUAACACCAAAUAAUAUCAUAUCCAAACUGUCAUUACUUGUACUUCAUUUCCCCCGCCUACGAAUCAUCUGGUCUCGCAGCUUGCAUGCAACUGCUGAAAUAUUUGCUUCUCUGAAGACAAAUCAGGAUGAACCUGAUGAGGCAAAGGCAAUGAGAGUUGGUGUACCCUCGGAAGAGGGUUUCAUAGAAAAUGAUGUUAGAGCUGAAAACUACAACACAUCUGCUGUUGAGUUUCUGAGACGUCUCCCAGGAGUGACAGACUCUAACUACAGGGCUAUAAUGGAUGGAUGUAAGAGCUUGGCUGAACUUGCACUUCUUCCCAUGGAGAAGCUAGCUGAACUAAUGGGUGGUCGAAAAGCUGCCCAGACUCUAAGAGAUUUCCUCGAUGCAAAGUAUCCAACCUUGUUGUGAUACUGAUCCAUCAUUUGAAUCAUAUAUAGUUCAAAACUUUCCCCAUUUUUUUUUUGCUUUUUAUCACAGUCAAGAUUCAUUAAAUUAUUUGUACUAUGUUGUUAUUGUUGUUGGAUGUCUAUUUGAGUUUUCUCUUAAAUCUGUGUGCAAUUUUGUUACAAUUAUUAACUUUUUAGCCAUUUCCUGUCCAGCCAUCUCUUCUCUGUCUGAUAACAACAUUUGAGAAUUGAGAUAUACUUAAUCAUAAUUAUAAAAAAAA
Durio zibethinus is the source of this 3321-nucleotide messenger RNA. Lineage: Eukaryota; Viridiplantae; Streptophyta; Magnoliopsida; Malvales; Malvaceae. The record is from RefSeq and is a predicted model, not a curated record.